CACUCUCUUAUGCCCCAUCCCCAGCAACGAAAUCAUAACCCAGAGCAACCUAAAAACAUCCACCACCACCAGCAGCAGCAGCAGCAAUAUAAAAUACACAGAGAGCAAAAGAGACAUAACAGGACCCUGGCAGAAGAAGAAGUAAGUGGAAAAGUAGAGAGGCCAAAAAGUGCUCUCCGCUGUGCUGCUGAUGCUGCUUCCUUCCUUCCUUUGGGCCGCCAUUCACCUUCACCAGUCCAAAAUAUUAACUUUUCUCAUCUUAUCGAGAGGUGGAUAACUGCUUAUCGGGCUCCUUAUCUCCCCCGUGCUGGUUUUGGUGGUGGCGACGACGACGACGGAUGAGAGUGACAGGCGAAAAACACAAGCAGAGUGCUGCUCUAGGAGUUGGGUUUCUAGUGUGUGGCGAUAAAACUGUGUCCAGUCCAGGCUGAGAGGAGGAUGACACUCGAGCAUUUAUAUUUAGAUUGACCAUCCAGUUGUUGACCAUUCAGAGUGGCAGAGCAACUAACUCGUUCCUAUUACUCAUUCCAGAAGGAAGAACAAACGAUAAGGGAGUUAUUGAGUCUGAUAAGCAAAUACAAACAAACAAGAGGCAAGUGGAUUUUUUACUGGAUUGCACUGGGAGGAGUAAGCCAAGUGUCUUCACAAUAAGAUUAGCCUUACACAGUCUGCUGCUAUUUAUACCAACGAGUGACACUUUUGUACGAGUUUUGCAUCCUACAAUCAACGAAAAUGUGACAGUUUUAUAUUGAAGUGGAAGAACUUAGUUCGUAUUUAGCAAAAUGUCGUAGAAGCGAAGAGAUAGAUAUUAAAAGUGCAAUAUUAUUAAGUAGUGAAAAUGGGGAGCGACUAGUAGUAGAAAAAAUACUACAACAACAAGUGCAGCGAAUUUGAACCGUUUUAUAUUGUUGUAUUUUAGUGGAAAGAAAAACUACCAAAAUUUUGGUAACGUUGAUGAUUUGAUUGUUGAGUGUGUUGAGAGGAGAUACAUCAUUACCAUCGUCAUCAUCACCUGACCAUUGACGACGAUCUCGAGUCGUUAUGGGAGGGCGAUGGAUGAUGUGUUGGGCGUUUUUGACGACUUCUCUCUUCGUGGGGUUGUCGGUCGCAGGAGGAUCUCAUGUCGUCACAACCUUUUCCGACUCUUCGGGAGGCAACAGUACGAUAAAUAAUCACAUGGUGGUGCACAAAGAGACGGGGAUCAUUUUCGUGGGUGCGGUCAAUCGAAUUUACCAACUGGACCCGAACCUUCGUCUCAUCGCGAUGAACAAGACGGGUCCUGCUGAGGACUCUGUGGACUGCUCAGGAUUUCGAGAUUGUCCCGAAAAGGCGCAAACUCGCUCCACAAACAAUGUUAACAAGGCUCUUGUCGUAGAUUAUUCGAGAGCGCGUCUCAUAUCUUGUGGCAGUUUGUACCAAGGGGUCUGCUGGAUUAUGAGUCUGGAUAAUGUGUCGAAUUCGGACUCGGAGUUUGUCAGCGAGCCAAUCGUCGCAAAUAAUGACACGGCCAGCACGGUAGCAUUUAUUGCUCCAGGACCACCGACCCCACCAACAUCGACGGUGCUGUACGUUGGAGUGACCUACACGGGUAACUCCCUGUAUCGAAAUGAAAUCCCUGCCGUGUCCAGCCGCAGUUUAAGACCCCCAGACAACUUUGGCAUUGUGACGACCAGCGUGUCCUCCGGAACCAAGAUGCACAUUAGCAAUCGCGACCAGUAUCCAAUCAACUAUGUGUAUGGAUUCAGUUCUGAGGGGUUCUCCUAUUUUAUCACCACCCAGAAGAAGGAGACCGGUCCAAACUGGCCAUUCAUUUCGAAGCUUGUCAGAGUUUGUCAAAAUGAUUCCAACUACUAUUCAUAUACUGAAAUUCCUAUCGAGUGCGUCAGUGAAACUACAGGGCACAAGUUUGACCUAGCUCAGGCUGCUUUCGUUGGAAAACCCGGACCUGACCUUGCCAAUAAAUUGGACGUUACGCAUCAGGAUGACGUUUUAUUUGCAGUUUUUGCCAAAGCAGAAUCAUUUGGUAGCCAAACUCCUGCACGUGAAAGCGCACUUUGCGUCUUCUCCCUGAAAGAUAUCAGAAGAAAGUUUGUGGAGAAUAUUGAGCUUUGUUUUCAAGGGAAGGGGAACAGAGGGCUGGGAUUUAUAGCGAUGAAUCAACAAUGCGUUCCAACGAAAUUGAAAAUUAUCGAGGAGGACUUUUGUGGAAUGGAUGUUAAUACUCCGCUUGGAGGCGAGAAACCAGUCAUGGCUGUUUCCGUGCUCAACUUUACUACGCUACUUACAUCCGUUGCAGCAACUUCGGCUGGAAAUUACACUGUAGUUUUCCUUGGAACGGAUGACGGUCAUCUCAAAAAAGUCGUGGUUGAAAGUGGUAAAUCUGGAUCAGAGUAUGACGACAUUGUAAUUGAUGCAAGUAGCAAAGUCAAUAGUGACAUGUUUUUCACACCACAAAAAUCUCAUAUUUAUGUCAUGACUGAGAAAAAGAUAUCAAAGGUUUUGGUACACAACUGCUCAGAGUAUUUUACUUGUAACGAGUGCGUCGAAGCUGGUGACCCAUACUGUGGAUGGUGUUCUUUACAAAAUAAGUGCACUCUAAAAAACAAUUGCCCCAAGGGACCCAAAGCGUCAGAGUUGUCCUUGUACUGGAUCUCCUACAAGAGUGGCCAGUGCACUAGAAUCACACAAGUUGUCCCAGGUCAACUCCAAAGUUCAACUGCUCGCACGUUAACAAUUAACAUUGACCAUUUGCCAACUCGAUCUGGCGCCUUCUGGUGUGUCUUCCGCUUCUUGAAUGGAAAAACGUUGAAAACUAAUGCAAGUCUGACAAGCAAUGGAGUGACCUGUUACACACCCCCUACCUCAGAACUUCCUCCUAUGCCACCAUCACAACACAACUUUACUGCGACCCUUUCCGUUCGAAUGGUUCAAGAUGGGACUUCCCCCAACGACUUUGUUGCUACGGAUUUUGUAUUUUUCGACUGUAACACAUACACAACAUGUACCUCCUGUGUGACCUCAGCCUUUCCUUGCGACUGGUGCGUGGACAAACACAGAUGUACUCAUGAUACGGCGGAGAACUGCAGAAAUGAUAUUCUGGUUACCGGACUCAAUAGAAUUGGUCCGAGUAUAAGAAGUGGUCCUGGGUUUUGUCCACGAAUUAAUGUCACAAACGGAUCUUCUGAGCUACUGGUUCCUUACGGAACGUUGAAACGUAUUCAAGUCAAAGUGGAUAAUAUUGCUCAACAAAUCAUUGUGCAAACUCGUUUCUCGUGCCGUUUCAACAUCGAAGGCCGCGUGACACCUGCUAAUGCCAAGUUGAUUGACACCACAAUUUACUGUGACUCGAUACCCUUCAACUACAAUUCACCAGCUCCAAAUAUUACAGUCCCUUUCGCAGUUGUAUGGGGUGGUGGAGAAACAAAAUCAUUGGACAACCCUGAUAAUAUUCAUAUUUUGGUAUACCGGUGCCCUGCAAUGGCCGACAAUUGUGGAAUGUGUCUUGCGAUGGAAGAGAAAUAUGGUUGUGGAUGGUGCCAAAGUUCCAAUCGUUGUCAGGUUCGGGAACAAUGUGACAAUGGGAUGGGAGUUUGGUUGAGUCGAAACCAAACGUGUCCAAAUCCGGAAAUUCGCUCCUUCCACCCAACCUCUGGACCGUGGGAAGGUGGGACGAAUGUCACCAUUGAAGGAAUCAAUCUUGGGAAAACCUUUGAUGAUAUCUACAGCGGUGUAACUGUAGCUGGUGUAUCUUGCGAACCAUAUCGGCACCUGUAUUUACAAACACGACGAAUUAUCUGUCGGCUGGAUGGACCUGGAAUAAAUGAACCUAAGGCUGGCCCCAUCAUCGUCAAGGUGGCCGACUUUAGAGCCGAAUCAAGAGCUUUAUACCAGUUUGUAGACCCCAAAAUUAAAGGAAUUAGCCCAACAAGUGGACCAUUAUUUGGAGGGACUCGUCUCACUAUUUAUGGAGAGCAUCUUAACGCCGGAAGCCAUACACAAGCAUUUGUGGACAAAGUUUCUUGUGAAAUCCUAGUUCAAGAAAGUGGUCGCAUGGAAUGUCGCACCGGUACCAGCAAGAAGAAAGGCAAAGGUCAUGUCAUAAUCAAGUUUGACCAACGGGAUAGAACUUAUGAAUCGGGUUUCACAUACGUGGAAAACCCAAUCCUGCUCCUAGAGAAAGAGAAACCAAUCCGUGGAAUACCUGCUGGAGGCAUCAAUGUCACUGUGGAAGGGAAGCAUUUCGAUGUGAUUCAAGAACCUCUAAUUUACGUAGUUUACAAUGGAACAUCAUAUGUUAGCAGUUGCAACAUUUCCAACAAUGAAACAAUGUUCUGCUUAACACCCCCAUUUUCGGAGGAGCCAAGUUUCACAGAUAUUGAGAACAGAGAUGGUUUUAUGAGGCUUCCAUACGGUUUCAUUUUCGACACCGUCAACUAUACAGAGAUGCAAGGAAUGGACGAUGAGCACAUGUUCCAACUCUUCCCAAAUCCACAAUAUGAACCUUUUGAAGAGAAAGUAAAGAAAUACAAGAGCGAUUAUUUAACCAUCAAUGGUAAAAACUUGAACUCUGCAUCCGACGAGUCCGACAUUAUUGUACUGAUUGGAACUAGUGUUUGUAAUGUAACAUCUCUAUCAAAAAAUCAGUUGACUUGUAAACCACCUUCUUCUCAGCCCCCUGAUUUAACUGAAGAGGGAAGGACGGAUUCAUCCAAACCUCCAACUGUCGUGGUGAAAGUUGGAAAGAAUUUGAGCUAUGUAAUUGGACGACUUCGUUACGACCACUUGUCGGUCCAAGAGUUUCCUCAGAAAGUGAUGUACUUGAUGGUUGCUGGAGCUUGCGUACUCAUCAUCGUGUUCAUCAUUAUACUUAUCCUUUACCGAAGAAAGUCAACGGAAAGCAACCGGGUUCUAAAAAAUAUGCAAGAACAGAUGGACGUUCUCGAGUUGCGAGUUGCUGCCGAGUGUAAAGAAGCUUUCGCCGAACUACAAACUGAGAUGACUGAUCUAACCGGAGAUGUGUCGGCUUGCGGGAUACCAUUUUUGGACUAUAGGAAUUAUUCCAUGAAAAUCCUCUUUCCUAAUGGAGAAGAUCACGGCAUUCUCAGCCACGAAAGACCAGAGCUUGUAUAUAAGACGAAAGGACUUCGCAUAUUCGGACAACUCGUUCUCAAUAAAACCUUUCUUUUGUUAUUUAUUCGUACAUUGGAAAACAAUAGAUAUUUCUCGAUGAGAGACAGGGUGAAUGUUGCAUCACUGAUAAUGGUGUCCCUGCAAGCAAAAAUGGAAUACUGUACAGACAUAUUGAAAACCCUUCUAGCAGAGUUGAUAGAAAAAUCUAUGGAGAGCAAGAACCAUCCGAAACUGCUCUUGCGCCGGACGGAAAGCGUGGCAGAAAAAAUGCUCUCCGCUUGGUUCACCUUCCUACUCUAUAAAUUUCUUAAGGAAUGUGCUGGAGAACCUCUGUACAUGUUGUACCGAGCAAUCAAACAACAAGUGGAUAAAGGACCGGUCGAUGCUAUCACAGCAGAAGCCAGAUAUUCAUUAAGCGAGGAGAAAUUAAUUCGUCAAUCAAUUGGGUAUAAACCCAUGACCAUUUUCGUAUCAAUGUCCCACCAAACUACUUACAUGACGGGGUUGGAUCUGAACCAAGAAAACACUGACGUUCCAGUUAAAGUAUUAGACUGUGACACUAUAACUCAGGUCAAAGAGAAAGCUUUGGACACCAUUUAUCGCGCAACAUUCUAUAGUCAACGACCUCGGAAGGAAGAUUUAGAUCUUGAAUGGAGAACAGGGAACAAAGGACGACUCAUUCUUUAUGAUGAAGAUAGUACAACAAAGACUGAAGGAGAGUGGAAGAAAUUGAAUACACUAAGUCAUUACAGAGUUCCGGACGCAGCGUGUCUCACUCUGGUACCUAAGCAAUCAUCAAUGUACAAUUUGUCUAUCUUGUCGGAAAGAUCAGAGAAAUCGCACAAGUAUGAGACUCUGAACCACGCCAAGUAUAAUUCUGCUAGCCCACCGCUCAGUAGAGCCACGUCACCAUUGAAUCACGACCGAGAGGGUGGUUUGAAGGUGUGGCAUUUAGUGAAACAUCAUGAUAAUGAUAACCAAAAGGAAGGAGAACGUGGAAACAAGAUGGUUUCCGAAAUUUACUUGACGCGUCUUCUUGCAACAAAGCUCACACUUCAAAAAUUCGUCGAUGACCUUUUUGAAACCAUUUUUAGCACUGCACACCGAGGUAGUGCGCUACCAUUAGCCAUCAAAUACAUGUUUGACUUUUUAGAUGAUCAAGCACUUCAACAUGGUAUCAGCGAUCCAGAAGUUGUUCACACAUGGAAGAGCAACAGUUUACCACUCCGGUUCUGGGUCAAUUUAAUUAAAAAUCCUAAUUUCGUCUUCGAUAUUCACAAGUCAAAUAUUGUUGACUCUUGUCUGUCUGUGGUGGCACAAACCUUUAUGGACGCCUGUUCAACGUCAGAGCACAGACUAGGCAAAGAUUCCCCAAGCAGCAAACUUCUCUAUGCCAAAGACAUUCCAGGUUACAAAGAGUGGGUGGAACGUUACUACGCCGACAUUAAAAGCAUGCCCUGCAUCUCUGACCAAGAUAUGAACUUAAUGCUAGCUGAAGAAUCUAGAGUGCAUUCAGUCGAGUUCAACGCGGAGAGUGCAUUGUACGAGCUAUAUAACUACGCCUCCAAGUAUAACGAUCAACUAAUGAUGACUUUAGAAGAGGAUGAAUUUUCCCAAAAGCAGAGGCUGGCGUACAAAUUAGAACAAGUACAUCACAUUAUGGUCUCUGAAGGUCACUAAAAUGUUAUACUGAAGGAAUGAAUGGUGGGGCUGCUGCUGCUGCUGCUGCUGCUGCUGCUGCCAUAUUUAUAGCCGAGGCGUCGUUUCUCUACCAAAUCCUCUAUUCAUUCAUGACUGCUGUUGUAAUUAUAUCCUGUCCUUAUUUGUUACUGUAUGCACUAUAUAAACGUGAUUUGUGUCGUUGGGAACAUGUGCAAAAAUUGCAAAUUUCCAUUUGGCUGCAUAAUGUUAUUAUUAUCUAGUAAAAAUAUAUUAAUUAAUUGUUUCUCAAGGAUUGCCGUAAAUAUGGAUUUAAUUUCCUAUAUAUGUUAUUCUUCCCAACAAAGUUAAAAAUCCAUACAUACAUAAAAUUGUAAAACGGAGGUACUAUAUUUUUUCCAUGUUUUUAUGUAAAUAUCAACAAUAUUAACUAACAUUGCUCGCGAGGGAGAAGACUUACUCGGAGGUAAAUUUAGCAAGUGUGUGUGUUUGGUGGUGUGUAAUCUUCUAAAAAAAUGAUCUAAAGAGUAUUGGAACGUAUAGUUUUCGAUAAUGCAUAAUAAUGAGGAGGAGAGUCGUAUCCAGUAAAUAUGGAUGACUGAGAUGGGUGUAAAUAUAGCAAUGACACGCAUGAUAAGAUGAUGACCACGUGUCUACAUUUUGUACAAUAAUGUAAUAUGUACUUUUAUAUGGAUUAUUAUCUCGCUUUUAUCGCAUUAUCUUUUUAUUGUUAUAUCCCAACAAGUUUCCGUUGGGCAGGUUAAGUAACGAAAAUGACCAGACGUUUUCUAUAAGUUUUAAGUAUUGCAUUUAUUUUUACUACAUCAUCCGAGUAUGAGAUAUUUAUUUCGCGUGUUAAAAAAAGAGAAAGAUAAAAGUCAGCUGAGACACCAUCAGCGGCAUUCAGCUGCAUUAAUUAAUUGUGUUAAUUACUGCUGUGUAACUGCAACUUUUGUUCGAUACCGGUUCAGGGGAGGUGACCUCUGGGCAACUAAAGACUUAUUAAUAUCUGUAACUAUUACCAGCAACUUUGUACUUCUGUAAUUCGCUUCCAUGAAGAGCUAUGUAACGUAUGUAACAACAACAAGUAUAUAAUUUGGCAGGAAUUUAGAGAAUAUAUUAUUAUAGUAGUUCGCUCGUUCAGUCAAUUUGUGUUCAUCUAUUUCGUACUUUUUUAUUGCGUCCGAUACGCUGCUAGUUGGUUGUCAAAUUUGAUUACAUGGUUGAAUAAAUUGUUUAUGAACUUA
This is a messenger RNA of Folsomia candida, 8036 nucleotides long. RefSeq names its product plexin-A2 (gene PlexA). Gene Ontology annotation, cellular component: semaphorin receptor complex. Gene Ontology annotation, molecular function: semaphorin receptor activity; protein binding. Bases 1042 to 6810 code for a protein of 1922 amino acids. Lineage: Eukaryota; Metazoa; Arthropoda; Collembola; Entomobryomorpha; Isotomidae. The record is from RefSeq and is a predicted model, not a curated record. The transcript is spliced from 36 exons. Gene Ontology annotation, biological process: regulation of cell shape; regulation of cell migration; sensory neuron axon guidance.